Molecule: messenger RNA, 3667 nt
Organism: Platichthys flesus (European flounder)
Lineage: Eukaryota; Metazoa; Chordata; Actinopteri; Pleuronectiformes; Pleuronectidae
Product: tripartite motif-containing protein 16-like
Exons: 1
Coding region: 950-2623 (557 amino acids)
Molecular function (GO): protein binding; zinc ion binding
Source: RefSeq, a predicted model, not a curated record
CUCAAAACAGGUCAAUCUGAGGAGGGCUGUUUUAGACAGGGUAAAAAGGUGCUGUUUUAAAUUAUCCUUGUUGUAUUUUGACCAAAAUAUGUAAGAGACAUUGCAUUAAGAUCCCAAGGAACCAUAUCAACUGUAGUAAAUGGGCAUACGAUGGGUCCUUUAAAUCAAAACUUAAAACCUACUUUUAUCAAACCACAUUCCAUGAUUUUACCUCAUUCUAGUGUUAUUAUUGUAAUGUGUGGUCAUGCUUCAAUUUCUGUCUUCUUUAAGAUCAUUAUCCCCUCAGCGGUCAUACUUUUAAACCAGCUGUAGCCCUGGUGUUAGGCAAUUUUAACAAACGACUAAUGGAUUGUUAGUGCUCUUUUUAUGUAUUUUUGUAUUGUCAUGAUGUAUAUGGGUUGUCUGUGACUACUGUUUAAAAACCAAAUGGCCCUUCGGGGACAGUAAAGAUAACCUUUACCUUAACUUAACCUUUAUUCUCCUUUUUUAGUUUUUCAUUUUCCUAUGAGAGGGUUUGUAUUUCUAAUUUUCACAAGUUAUUCUUUAUUUUUUCUGAGAUGUGCAUCUUAUAAAUAAAGAUGUGAUUCAUUAUUAUUAAAUGCAUCUAAUUGAUUUGACUUUAAUUGUUACUGUAUGUUGUGAUUGAAGAAUAACACACUCUGCCUCUCACUGAAAGCUCCUCAUAAAACUGAGUGUGAACAGGCCGCUGUGUAAUGCAGUUAAACCUGAAAAGAAACAAGAACCUCUUCCUGAAACACAACCAGCUCCUCCCAGUCAGGACAUGUCUUUCCUCCUCCCUUCACACACGUGUCAGUGUAAGGACCAGUGAACAACCGGCUGUGAACUGUGGGAGAUGAGUCACUGCAGGAAGUGAACGUGGGGGAGGGGCAGAGAUCUGUUUCUGCUCAGAGGAAGUGAAUCUGUUCUACAGUCUCUGGCAGCAGCUGAAAUGGAGCAGCAAGAAAUUAAACUUGACAGACAAAGAUUCUGCUGUUUGAUCUGUCUGGAUCCACUGAAGGAUCCGGUGACUACUGGCUGUGGACACAGCUACUGUAAGAGCUGUAUUAACAACCACUGGGACCAUGGGGAGGAGAGAGGAAGCUACAGCUGCCCUCAGUGUAGACAGACCUUCACACCGAGGCCUGUCCUGGGGAAAAACACCAUGUUAGCUGAUUUACUGGAGGAGCUGAAGAAGACUGGACUCCAAGCUGCUCCUGAUGAUCACUGCUAUGCUGGACCUGAAGAUGUGGCCUGUGAUGUCUGCACUGGGAGAAAACGGAAAGCUUGUAAGUCCUGUUUGGACUCUUAUUGUGAAAAUCACCUCCAGCCUCAUCUUCAGUCAGCUCCAUUUAAGAAGCACAAGCUGGUGGAGCCAUCGGAGAAGCUCCAGGAGAACCUCUGCUCUCGUCACGACGAGGUGAUGAAGAUGUUCUGCCGCACUGAUCAGCAGUGUAUCUGUUAUCUCUGCUCUGUGGAUGAACAUAAAGACCACGACACAGUGUCAGCUGCAGCAGAAAGGACUGAGAGGCAGAGAGAGCUCGGGCUGAGGAGACAAACAAUCCAACAGAGAGUCCAGGACACAGAGAAAGAUGUGAAGCUGCUUCAACAGGAGGAGGAGGCCAUCAAUGGCUCUGCUGAUAAAGCAGUGAAGAACAGGGAGAAGAUGUUCACCCAGCUGAUCCGUCUGCUGGAGAAAAGAAGCUCUGAUGUGAAGCAGCAGAUCAGAUCCCAGCAGGAAACUGAAGUGAGUCGAAUCAGAGAGCUUCAGGAGAGACUGGAGCAGGAGAUCACUGAGCUGAAGAGGAAAGACCAGGAACUGAAGCAGCUCUCAGACACAGAGGACCACAACCAGUUUCUACACAACUACCCCUCACUGUCACCACUCAGUGAAUCUACACACUCAUCCAGCAUCAGGAUCCGUCCUCUGAGGAACUUUGCAGGCGUGACAGCAGCUGUGUCACAGGUCAGAGGUCGACUACAGGACAUUCUGAGUGAGACAGAGAUUUUACAGAUUGUGUCUCAAGUGGAUGUUUUACUGCAACAACCAGAUCCAGAGACUAGAGCUGACUUCUUAAGAUAUUCACAGGAAAUCACACUGGAUCCCGACACAGUUAACAAAUAUCUGUUAUUAUCUGAGGGAAACAGAAAAAUAACAUAUGAGGGAGUGGAAUCAGAAUCAGAAUCAGAACAGUCUUAUUCUGAACACCCAGACGUAUUAACUUAUAUGGAUCACGUACUCAGUAGAGAGAGUCUGACUGGACGUUGUUACUGGGAGGUGGAGGUGGAGGUGGGAGGAGCAGUUGGUGUAGCAGUCACCUACAAGAAUAUCAGAGUAAAAGCAGGCUCAAAUCAAUGUGGAUUUAAUGAUAAAUCUUGGAUGUUAUAUUGUUUUGAAGACAGUUAUGAAUUUCAUUACAACAGGAUCAAGACUCCAGUGUCAGGUCCUGUGUCCUCCAGAGUAGGAGUGUACCUGGAUCACAGUGCAGGUGUUCUGUCCUUCUACAGAGUCUCUGACACCAUGACUCUCCUCCACAGAGUCCAGACCACAUUCACUCAGCCUCUCCAUGCUGGAGUUUGGGGUUGUUCUCCUGGAGACACAGCUGAGUUAUGUGAACUCAAAUAGACUUGAGUCAUUAAAAGCAGUGAUUUAGAUUCUGUGUUUAAAUCUUUAACUUCUUUUGUCUCCAUGUUUGUUGAUCAAAGUUCUUCGUGGUGACUUUCUGCUCCUCACAGAGAUCAGCUGUCAAUCAAACACUGACCUUCCUUUAUCGCACACAUUUAGUUCUCACUGUGUAAAGACAGAAAUCUAUAGUUACACUGACAUGAAUGUGUUUGAAAGAACUGAUGUUGCUGUUGUUUUCUAAAUCAAUGUAGAAAUCAGGUUGUGUGAUGUUUUAGAACCUGUGUUGAUCCUGAUCGUCAUCGAUGAGCUGAUUAUUUGUUCUUUUAUUUUCCACGUGUGAGAUGGAGGUGAAACAAACUGAUUGUAUGUACAUGAACUCUCUGAACAAGAGUCACUGAACAGACUUUACUGAUGAAAUGAUCAAUGACCUCAGAGCGUCAACAUGUCCAACAGAUCAACUGUACUUUAUUUCAGGCAUUAGUAUGUUUAUUAAUCUAAUUAAUACAUUGUAACAGUAGUAAAGUGUAAUGUACCUUCAAGACAUUCUGUGUUGUCCAGAUACCAAAGUCCAUUAUAUCCUUAAGUCAUUUGUAAAGCAUGGACUGUGCAGGAGCUUCUCUAAACUCAAGGUGCCAGUGGCCUCUGUUGGAUUCAUGUGUGACAGGAUAGUCUCCGUUCAGCCGGGCGUUAACAAUGGAACGUAUGUUAGCAAAAAACGAAUGUCGUAGGAAACGUCCACCUACGUUGUGUGUGAGUGUUUGCUGAUCACCAUGUUCCACGUGCUCCACCUCCACCCACACGGACCCUGAACUGAAGAUAAAUCACUGAUCUAUGUAUUAAUCCACCUGUGGGUUUGAGAGGAUAACGUUGAGAGUCAGUGUCAGAAUAUUACACAUAUAAUCACUUUAGAUUUAAUGAAUAAUAUCAUUAACACAUGGAGGAUUGCUUUUUAUUUGAUUUGAAUUAAUCAUUAAGGAUUUCAAUUCUUUUCCUUAAUUGUUUUUGAUUGUAUUUUAAUUUUGUUGGGAUUUUAAUAAAGUUACA